GCCGUGCGGGGAGCCCUUCCCGCGCGCCGUCCCGGUCUCCCGGAGCGCUUCCUGCGCAGCCGCGGCGGGCGCUGGCCGGCGCAGUGCGCUCCGCGCGGCCGCCGCUCUGGGCAGCUGCCGUCGUCACCCGGCUGGCGGGACGGUGCCCGCGGGCAGGGGCGGCUGAGGGGAGAGCGCCCGAGGCGGCUCCGUCCGCGCAGAGCUUCGCUGGGAGGCUCGAGGCUGAGCCCGGCGCAGCCGCGGAGUCGCGCAGGGCCGGGCCCGGCAGCGGCGCAGAAAGUUUAUUUGUGAAGAAAUGGCCUCCAGCACUGGAAAUGAAAAGAGUGUGAAUCCUGUGCUCAGAAUAAGUCAGCUUGAUGCUCUUGAACUAAACAAAGCCCUGGAACAACUAGUGUGGUCCCAGUUUACCAGCUGUUUUCAUGGAUUUAAACCAGGGGUGUUGGCUCAUUUUGAACCAGAAGUAAAAGCAUUUUUAUGUCUUAUAUUAUGGAAAUUCACUGUCUAUUCCAAGAACGCAACUGUGGGACAGGCUAUUCUCAAUAUUCAGUACAAGAAUAACUUAUCUCAGACAGAGAAAUACCAGCCUCUGAGCAAACACCAGAAGUUAUGGUACCUUAUUUUCACUGUUGGUGGAAGAUGGUUGGAAGAAAGAUGUUAUGAUUUAUUUAGCAAUCGUCAACAGCAGUCUUUCUGCAAAAUUAAGACCUAUAUAGGUUUUGGAUCUGGACUUCUUAAGCUUUGUGGACUUGUAAAUUUUCUGAUUUUUCUUCGGAAGGGAACAUUUGCAACGCUUACAGAACGCAUUCUAGGAAUUAGGUCAGUUUUUUGCAAGCCGCAAAAUGUUCGUCAGAUAGGAUUUGAAUACAUGAACAGGGAACUCUUAUGGCAUGGCUUUGCUGAAUUUUUGAUAUAUCUGCUACCACUCAUUAAUGUACAGAGACUGAAACUUAAAAUUUUCUCUUGGUGCUUGCCUAUUGCAGGUCUUUCCAAUAGUGAAAACUCAUUAGCAACUCACUGCAGGGAAUGUUCACUAUGUGGGGAAUGGCCUACCAUGCCACAUACCAUAGGCUGUCCUCAUGUUUUUUGUUACUACUGUAUCAAAAGUAACUUUUUAUUUGAUAUGUAUUUUACAUGUCCAAAAUGUGGCUCAGAGGUACAGAGUCUUCAGCCAUUGGAGUAUAAAAUUGAAAUGACAGAAUUGCAUGGCUGAUAUGAGGUUGAUUUAGUUUUAUACUGUACAUGAUAUAUAUCAAGGAGAUUAAUGGAAGAAUUCAGAAAUUAUUGAAAGCAGACUGCUGAAAGAUGCUUUUGGGGACUCUGUAAUUUAUGUAACAUGUAUUUUUACUGGUCUUAGGUUUUUAUUGAGUAACAGCGCCAUAAUGCCCUACCCCACUUGGCAGGUAUGGGGAAGGUAAUUGGACUUACUCUGAAUGGUGUGUGGGAGAAACAACAACAACAUUCUCAGGAGGUUCAAGAACUUUCACUUGCAAACUUUGGAGCAUUCCAACUGAAUAAGGCACUUGGCAAACUUUGACUUAGCAAUCUUUAACUUACCCAGACACAAUGCCAUUACCAGCCUACCUAGUAGAUGGAUUAAGUGGGAAAGUUGUUCUUUUCAUACCUAAAGAAUAAUUUUAAAUUUGAAUUCCCAAUAUCAUAUUACACUAAAAAAAACCCAAAGGUAUAAAGAAUGCUUAAGGAAAACAGUGCACCUUCUAGACCUGUGUGAGAUGACAACUAAUUUUCUCAGGCAGAUAUGUCUCUGAGCUUCAAUUACAUAUAUAUUGUCUUCCCUCAGAACCUGAGGGAUGAAACCCAUCAUCCAUUGGAAUGCGGCAGAUGUUCAGGGUAACCCACAUUCUUCUGAGUUAGAGACACUGAAGAAAACUGUUCACUCACAAGAUGCUGUAGGAAUUGCCACUCAUGUUUUUUUGGUGUGGUCUAGGUGGGUGCCAAUCAGAGUUCACUUCCACACAGAAAAAGAUCAAACACAAUUAUGUGCAUGUUAACAUAUUGAAAUGUUUCAACAUGCUUUUUGCUUUCACUAUAUGCUUUCUUAGUUGCCCUUGCAAUGUUUUAAUUGUUUUAACACUUCAUCCAUUUACUCUUCAACCUGGUUUUAUAGGAUUAUUUUCUUUUUAAUUGCAAUCCUUUUUUAACAGGAAGUGUUAUUCAGAAGAGUCUCAUUUAC
This is a messenger RNA of Motacilla alba alba, 2191 nucleotides long. RefSeq names its product peroxisomal biogenesis factor 2 (gene PEX2). The transcript is spliced from 2 exons. Gene Ontology annotation, cellular component: peroxisomal membrane. The record is from RefSeq and is a predicted model, not a curated record. NCBI's taxonomy places the organism in Eukaryota, Metazoa, Chordata, Aves, Passeriformes, Motacillidae. Gene Ontology annotation, molecular function: zinc ion binding. The coding region runs from base 296 to 1210 and encodes 304 amino acids. Gene Ontology annotation, biological process: protein import into peroxisome matrix.